Messenger RNA from Amblyraja radiata (thorny skate), 6030 nucleotides. RefSeq names its product SNF2 histone linker PHD RING helicase (gene shprh). The transcript is spliced from 31 exons. The record is from RefSeq and is a predicted model, not a curated record. Gene Ontology annotation, biological process: DNA damage response; nucleosome assembly; protein polyubiquitination. Gene Ontology annotation, molecular function: ubiquitin protein ligase activity; DNA binding; ATP binding. NCBI's taxonomy places the organism in Eukaryota, Metazoa, Chordata, Chondrichthyes, Rajiformes, Rajidae. Bases 351 to 5420 code for a protein of 1689 amino acids. Gene Ontology annotation, cellular component: nucleus; nucleosome.
AGCGCUGACUUCCGGGAGGAUGCCGGCCUCUUCCGGGAGGGGUCUCCUCCGCCAGUCCCGGUCUCCGGCUGCAGUCGCCAUGGUUACAGGGCAGAAUAUCUCCCCGAGAACGUCCCACCAUGCUCUAUAUCUCUCCUUAGUUGAAGGGUGACAAUGAAUUCUCAUUGCAUUUGUAACUGCGAUUUACGAACAUGUGUGAAUAGGGGUUGGACUACAAUUGGACACCAAUGUCUGUGUUCAUCAUGGAACAGGAUUUCUGAAUUUCUUUGCUUUCCCAACAUGCUUCCACAUAAGGCAAAUAAUAUUUUUGUUUCUAAUUAGCUGCAAACUUGCCCUGCAUUUACAGUACAAUGAGCAACAGAAGAAAAUGUGCACCCCCCACGCGGGUUGAUGAGGAUGCAAAGAAAAGGCUGAGUUGGAACAUGUGUGAUGACUUGAAGCAGCUUCAACUACCUGCUGUAACGGAUAGCAGCAACAAUCCAUUGGCUGCAGGCUCAGAUUUCUCAGAACAUAGAGAUGCAGGGUCUCUCCUGGUGAGCAGUUUGAAACUGAAUAAAUCACCAAAUGUCUCCAGCGUGACUGAGACUGAGGAUGAAGGGGGAUCUUUCCUGUCAAGCAACUCUGCCCAUCCCAGAAUCGCCAUCUCCCCAUGUCAUCAGGACAAAGAAUGGCGAGCACAGCUAGAUGAGUUCAUCCUCCAGCUUCCAGAAGGCCAAGUAUUUCCAGAUAAUAUUUCGUCUCUCUCUCUUUGCUUGUCAAAGACUAGUAAUGAUAGUCAGUUGCAAAUCUCAGUCACUAAGGAAAGUUAUGACUCUGAGAGUGAUUGUCAUGAAGAGGUGAUUGGUUUUGUGAGAAGCUCAUUCCCUUUUACAGUACUGGAGGAUAUAUUGUGGCUUCAAAGAAAGCAAGUGCUCAGAUUGUUCCAAACGAAUAUUGAAGAUUGCCAAACUUUGAAGGUGGGUGUAUAUCUUCUUGAGUCUGGUUUAGGAAAACCAGUGGACCUGAGUGAAGGAAGCAGCAGAAUGAAAAAGACAAAUAUGUUGAUUCAGAAACUUAUGGAAUAUUUUUAUGACUUAGCUGCUCCAGAUGUACCUAACUUCGUUGAAGAAGCUAAUAAAGAACUAGAAAGGGAGAAUGUAGAAGAGCUAUAUGACUUUGUACGUCAUGCGCAUCAGCAGGAAGUUCUCUGUAAUGAGAAGGUUCAGCACACUCUGCUUGUUCCAACACUCAGACCAUAUCAGUGUCAGGCUGUCAAUUGGAUGCUACAGAAAGAAAAUUACUUUGUUAAUCCAUCCUCUGAUGAAAUUGCCCUGCACUUGUUAUGGAAGGAAUUCACCACUAAAGAUGGGAACAAAUUAUAUUACAACCCCUACACUGGCUGCAUCAUCCGUGACUGCCCUCUAUCAAGUACUGAAUGGCCUGGUGGAAUCCUGGCAGACGAGAUGGGUCUGGGCAAAACAGUGGAGAUGCUGGCACUAAUAUUGACACAUAGGUGUAAAGAUGUCAAGCAGGCCACAUUAUCAUUCCCAGAGGGAAAAUCGACAAACUACUACAUCCCACCUUCAGUGCCAACCGCCUCUUGCAGAACAAGUGUGAAGAAAAAUCAAAUCAAAUCCAAGGAAAAGGUGACCUAUCCCAGUCUUCGUGUGAUGCUAAUUACUGCUAUAAAGGAAGUGAAUGUACGGAAGUCAACCUCAGUCAGUGCAAUUUAUAAAUACAUCACCGCUACCUACAAGUAUGACAUUCAGCGGAAUCGCCAUCUCAUCAAGAAAACCUUAGCCAAACUUAUUGCAGAGCAAUUGAUCAAACAGGUCAAAGGUCAUGGCUUAGCUGGUUCCUUUAUUAUUGGAAAGAAUUACAAGGAACAAAUAAAAAGAAAGGGAAUGGAAAAGCAGGUCAGCCUUGGGAAAAACACCAUGUCUAUUGUCCUAAAUAUCGGCCAGGAGAUAAAAACAGAAGAAGCAGAUCCCACUUUGAAUACUGCAGACACUGGCAAACCACCAGAAAAUGAUUCACUUGAGUGCCUCUUGGAAAAUGAAAAUAAUAAUUGUAACGAAACUGAGCCAUGUAAGAAUGCAGUACAACCACCAGAACUAUCACAGGAAUCCGAUCCAAAACAGGAGGAAAUUCACCACAGAGGGUUAGAAUUUCUGUCACCUGGACAAGAGAUUGUAGAAAAUAAAGAGAUUGGUGAAAUAAGAAAAAGCUGCCUUACCUCGCUAACGCUGCCUGUGAAUGAUAACAGUCUCCCAAAUGUCCUCCAGGGAGAUUCUCAAGAAGACAGGAACACAACGCAUUUGGCUAAAAUGACUUCUCCCUACAGCAAGUCAAAGUGUCAUUUUGAGUGCAUAUGUGGUGAAAGCGGACUGACUGAUGAUAAAGCAUGCGUGCAGUGCUUGAAGUGCGAUUUGUGGCAACAUGCCACUUGUGUUAAUUACAAGGAAGAUGACUUAAAGAUCAGGCCAUUCUACUGCCCUCACUGCCUGGUCACUAUGAAACCUGUGUCCACAUCUGCAACCCUCAUUAUCUCUCCUAGUUCCAUCUGCCACCAAUGGGUGGAUGAAAUCAACAGACAUGUGAGAUCAUCUUCCAUUUCCAUACUGGUGUACCAAGGUGUGAAGAAACACGGUUUUAUACAACCUCAUGCACUAGCAGGGUAUGAGAUAGUCAUCACGACAUAUGAUGUACUUCGAACAGAGCUGAAUUACGUUGACAUACCUCAUAGUAACAGUGACGAUGGACGUCGAUUACGCAAAGAGAAGCGCUACAUGGCCAUUCCAAGUCCGCUGGUUGCAGUGGAGUGGUGGAGGAUCUGUCUAGACGAGGCUCAAAUGGUUGAAUGUGCCACAGCAAAGGCUGCAGAAAUGUGUCUGCGACUAAGUGCCAUAAAUCGUUGGUGUAUCACAGGAACACCUGUCCAAAGAGGCUUAGAAGACUUGUAUGGAUUAAUACUGUUUCUAGGUGCCGACCCAUAUUGGGUUAAACACUGGUGGGACCAACUCUUAUACCAACCUUACUGCAGAAAGAAUCCAAUUCCAAUCUACACACUCAUAGCGAAAAUCAUGUGGAGAACAGCAAAAAAAGAUGUUCUUGAUCAGAUUCAGAUACCUCCUCAGACUGAGGAAGUUAAUUGGCUGGAAUUUUCACCAGUGGAAAGACACUUCUACCAUCGACAGCAUGAGAUUUGCUCCCAAGAUGCAUUGCAGAAGCUGAGAACGAUUUUUGAUUGGAGCAUCAAGUUGAGCCGUCUAGAUAGGCGCACAGUUGGUUCCAUUUUGUAUCCCUUGUUGAGGUUGCGGCAGGCAUGCUGUCAUCCACAGGCUGUUCGAGGGGAGUUCAUUCCAAUUCAGAAGAGCACCAUGACAAUGGAAGAACUCUUAAAGUCUCUUCAGAGAAAGUGUAGCACAGAAUGCGAAGAGGCUCAUCGACAGCUAGUGUGUGCUCUCAAUGGGCUCGCUGGCAUUCAGAUUAUCAGAGGUGAGUUUGCUUCAGCAGUUGAAUAUUACAGAGAGGUUUUGCGUUCAUCUGAGGAGCAUAAAGGUAAACUCCAAACAGAUUCUUUACAGCGUCUCCAUGCCACCCACAACCUUAUGGAAUUACUUGAGGCAAAACACCCAGGCAUUCCACCAACUCUUCGCGAUCACAAGCUUAAAGAAGAAGCUGAGCAACUCAAGCAGCACUACAUGAGCAAAUCAGAUUUGGAAGUCUCUACCGCUCAACAAGCUCUACAGCCAAUUCAACAGAAUAUUCAAGAGCUGCAGCGCAAGAUUCAUUCCGGAGCUCCUUGGUGGCUGGGAAUCAUUGGCUGUGUGCAGCAGGCUUCUUUGUAUGACGAAUUAGUGACAAAAGUGAAAAAUGAAAUCUCAUUCAGAUAUAAACCAGAAGGCAACAAACUCUCCAUGGCUGAAAAAUUCCGGGACUGCAGAGGGCUUCAGUUUUUACUGGCAGUGCAAAUUGACGAGUUGAAGAAAUCCCAAAAGAAGGUGCACAACGCAGUUAAGAAUCUGGUAGGCCCUCCAUCUCAAGAAGAUAUUCGGAUUACCACAAUGUGCCAUCUUCGUCCUGUCCGAUUUCCCUUGAACAAUUGCCAAUUUUGUAAGGCAGAUGAACUAUUUACAGAUUACGAAUCCAAUCUUUUUUCGCACAGCGUUAAAGGCCAGAAGGCAAUCUUUGAAGAUAUGAUUGAAGAGGAGGAAGGCCUGAUAGAUGACCAUUUACCUACCACGAGUAGGGGACUGUGGGCUGCGAGUGAGACUGAACGAGCCUUGAAAGCUAUCCUAGUCUUUGGGAAGGCACACCGUUUUGAUAUCCUGCUAAUUGAAGAAGGGAACUAUUUCAUGGAACUGCUUGAAGCUUGGAAAAAGGAAUACAAGUUGUUGCAUGAAUACUGGAUGACACUGCGUGAUCGUGUUUCUGCUAUUGAUGAACUAGCCAUGGCAACUGAACGCUUUCAACUGCGUCUUCCAGAUGAUCCCAAACCAAGUCUUCCUCUUCUUCAUAUUAUUGAACCACAUGAGGUAGAACAAAAUCAAAUGAAGCUGGUAAAUGACAAAGCUGUUGCCACGUCACAAUUGCAGAAGAAGCUUGGUCAAGUCCUGUACCUCACAAAUUUGGAGAAGUCUCAGGAUCCAUUGAUGGGCAGUGUUAAUCCAGACCCCUGCCCCAUCUGUGCACGGCAAUUAGGGCAGCAGUGGGCAGUCUUGACGUGUGGACACUGCUUCUGCAGUGACUGCAUAGCCAUUAUAAUCGAACAAUACAGUACAGGGGUUCGACGAAGCUCUAUCAAGUGUGCAAUUUGCAGACAGACAACAACACAUAAAGAAAUCUCUUAUGUAUUCACGAAUGAGGCUACAAACAAAGAAGAUGAAUUUCCCAUUAAAGGUAGCCAUUCCACUAAAGUGGAGGCUGUGCUCAGGACACUGAAGAAAAUCCAGCAGAAGGAGCCUGGAGCCAAGUCCCUUGUGUUUUCUACAUGGCAAGAUGUGCUGGAUAUAAUUGGGAAAGCAUUGUUGGACAAUAACAUGGAGUUUGUUCAAAUCAAUGGACUCCACAAGUUCCAGGAGAAUCUAUCAGCUUUUAAAUAUGAUUCCAAGGUAAACAUCUUGCUGCUGCCUCUCCACACAGCAUCAAAUGGUUUAAACAUCAUUGAAGCAACAUAUGUCCUCUUAGUAGAACCUAUUUUAAACCUUGCCCAUGAGCUACAAGCCAUAGGGAGAGUGCAUCGUAUUGGACAAACAAAGCCAACUGUUGUUCACAGGUUUUUAAUUAAGGGGACAAUAGAGGAGAGGAUGCAAACUAUGCUUAAAAGUACUGAGAAAAGUCAUAACAAGUCAACAAUUAUACAAUCAGAAGCAUCUGUUCUGACUGUGGGGGACCUGGCUGAUCUUUUCUCAGAGGAAGAAAGGACUACAGAUGGAUGAAAGCAGAGCUUUAACUUAUGCACCGAAGAUGAACAAUUUCCAGAGUCUCUUUUGUUAUAUAUUGUGAUGAACUGUAUUUAGAAAAGGGUUCGAUUUCCACCCGGACAAUAAUGAAACUGAAACAAAAUGAAUAAUGGGUGAAAUUGAAUUAAGUCCCGACCUGAAAUGUCACCUAUCCAUGUCCUCCAGAGUUGCUGCUUGACCCGCUGAGUUACUCCAGAACUUUGUGUGUUUUUGUAAACCAGCAUCUGCAGUUCCUUGUGUCUACAGAAAAUGUUUUGUUGUUUUAUUUGUUAAUAGCUCUAUUUUAGAAUGCUGAAUACAAUGAAGAAAGUCUAGUUUCAUGUUCAAUACUGUGUGGAGGGGCAAGGUCAAUAAUUAAACAUUAAGUGAUGGUAAGGAAGCUUUACAGUGAAAGAUUGCUCCAAAUUUUGCUACAGCACGUAAUUUAAUGCACUUUGUACACUUAAGUUCAAAAUAUUUUGCUGUCAAUUUCAAAUGUUCGAGCUGCAAAGAAAGGGAAAUAAGUAACGUGGCACCUUUGUGCAUUGGGCAAUCACCUGUUACCCCAAUGACACUACAGCAUUGGAAAAUAAAUACAGAAUUAAGU